This is a messenger RNA of Candidula unifasciata, 240 nucleotides long. The record is from the annotation of a GenBank genome assembly. Lineage: Eukaryota; Metazoa; Mollusca; Gastropoda; Stylommatophora; Geomitridae.
UCACAAACAAGAAAAUCUGACAACAUGAUUAUUCCUAUCAGAUGUUUCACGUGUGGUAAGGUUAUCGGCAACAAAUGGGAGGUUUACAUCGGACUUUUGCAAGUAGAAUACACAGAGGGUGAUGCUCUGGACGCCCUUGGACUGAAGCGCUACUGCUGCCGCCGUAUGCUCCUGUCACACGUUGAUUUGAUAGAGAAACUUUUGAAUUAUGCACCUCUGGAGAAAAGUGAUGCCAAAUAG